AUGAACCAUGUCAGACAAGCCCUUGUCUGGCUCCUGGAGAACCAACUUUAUGUCAAGGGAGAAAAAUGCAAAUUCCAUGUUCCAAAGAGCUCGUUUCUCGGUUAUAUCAUCAGCUCAGAAGAUGUAUACAUGGACCAAGAUAAAGUCACAGCCAUAACUAACUGGCCUGUCCCAACCACAGUAAAGGAGCUACAAAGGUUCCUGGGGUUUGCCAACUUUUACAGGAGGUACAUCAGGGGUUUCAGUAACAUUGCUUUACCAUUAACCUCCCUGCUCAAAAAGGGACCCAAAAAGCUGCACUGGAACCCCUCAGCUAACCAAGUAUUCAAAUGCCACGAGGAAGCUUUCACGUCGGCUCUGAUCCACAAACAUCCUGAUCCCUCCAGACCUUUCAUAGUGGAGAUGAACACUUCUGAAACUGGGGUGGGGGCUGGCUUGUCACAGAGAGUUGGAGAGAAACCCAAGCUCUACCCUGUGGCUUUCAAAGAAGCUAUCACCUGGUGUGCACAACUAUAA
Pangasianodon hypophthalmus (striped catfish) is the source of this 516-nucleotide messenger RNA. RefSeq lists its product as uncharacterized. The transcript has a single exon. The coding region runs from base 1 to 516 and encodes 171 amino acids. The record is from RefSeq and is a predicted model, not a curated record. NCBI's taxonomy places the organism in Eukaryota, Metazoa, Chordata, Actinopteri, Siluriformes, Pangasiidae.